Molecule: messenger RNA, 1074 nt
Organism: Penicillium cataractarum
Lineage: Eukaryota; Fungi; Ascomycota; Eurotiomycetes; Eurotiales; Aspergillaceae
Exons: 1
Coding region: 1-1074 (357 amino acids)
Source: RefSeq, a predicted model, not a curated record
AUGGAGUCCCAAUGGCCGGAGCCCUCAUUUGUGAGUGGCGAGUUUAAAGAUGUCUUCCAAUUUGCACAGACCUUUGAAUUGCAUUGCGCGAAAGUAUACGACCACGCCGCGAAGUAUCCUGAUGGAGCCGCCUCGGCGACGUACGUGAUGGACCUUGUCUCACAGGCCUACCGGGCAGUUCACAGCUUGCAUAUGCAGAAAAUGGCAACGUCUUAUCUGGAUCAAGACACAGCAACUGCGUCGCUUCGGAGCAAGGCUAUGGAGUACCGUGAGACGCAGGAAUUACCACCCUCCGGUCAUACCGAGGUCGUUGCAUCUGCCAAGGACGCCGAUGAGGACCAAAGUGAAGAAAAUGUCAGAAGAGAUAUUGAAAACUUUUUCAGUCGUGACCUUGAAGAGGACUCGGACGACUCGGACUGGGAUGAAUCGUCCGAAGAGGAUUCAGAUGAUGAAUACUACGAAUACAACGAGGAGUCUGAAGAAGAAGACGAAGACAUCCGAGGCAUACGGCGGACGCAGCGAGUGAGGACUAUUCAUGAAGUCCCAGAAGACGACCUGCCAGAAAUGAAUCAAUCACCGCCGAUCAAUCUCACUGCACCAAAGAAUGCGGAUACCACAGACGACGCCGCUUUCACACCCCCAAUCAUGUCACCAGAGAAACAAGCCGCUCACGAUCGCAUUACAGCUGCACUCCAGCGAAUCUCCGCGAAAUUCGAGGAUGCAGAUCCUGUGCCGCUGGCGCGCCGUACAAAAAUCCCUCUGCAACAGACUCCACCUCAAACGGACGACUCGCAAAGUGAAGCAACCACGAUACGAGCAGAGUCAACCUGUGAUCCCUUGUCACCUCCGCAGACGGCAACUGAAAGGGGGUCAUCAGCGCCCGGGACGGCAAGUGCCGCACCAGUGGCCCCAACGCUAGAGCGAAAGGCCAGCUAUGAUGGAACCGGUGUGACAGCCGCGCAGGGUAGUCUCAGUUGGCGACCGUCGGUUGCUGUACUUCCUCGGCGGAUCAAAACCGUUUGCCAUAGAUAUGUCCGCAGAGCCAUGUUACCUAUCCGUGGAAAGGCUCAUUGA